Aspergillus nidulans FGSC A4 is the source of this 4472-nucleotide messenger RNA. RefSeq names its product cohesin subunit SMC3. The record is from RefSeq and is a predicted model, not a curated record. The transcript has 4 exons. Gene Ontology annotation, cellular component: chromosome; nucleus. Gene Ontology annotation, biological process: chromosome organization; chromosome segregation. Gene Ontology annotation, molecular function: ATP hydrolysis activity; ATP binding. Bases 163 to 3810 code for a protein of 1215 amino acids. Lineage: Eukaryota; Fungi; Ascomycota; Eurotiomycetes; Eurotiales; Aspergillaceae.
CGAGGCAUUGACGCUUGAAUCGACGAAAGGCCCCUUAACGCUAACUUUUGGCACACCGAUAUACCCUGAAACAUACGCUCGGGCUAUAAGGCUUGAUUUGGAGGUCUCAUUCGCGUGAUGCUGUAGACAACCGCGAUUCUUCAUAUUCGCGUGUAGGUCAAGAUGUAUGUCAAGCAGAUUAUCAUUCAGGGCUUCAAGAGCUACAAGGAUCAAACGGUCAUUGAACCCUUCUCGCCCAAACAUAAUGUCAUUGUCGGCCGCAAUGGUUCCGGGAAGAGUAACUUUUUCGCCGCCAUCCGUUUCGUACUCAGCGAUGCCUACACUCACCUAGGCAGAGAGGAGCGACAGGCUCUUUUACACGAAGGUUCCGGCUCAGCGGUCAUGUCGGCGUAUGUUGAGAUUAUUUUUGAUAACUCCGACGAGCGAUUCCCUACCGGAAAGCCCGAGCUCGUCCUCCGCCGAACAAUUGGUCUUAAGAAAGAUGAAUACACUCUUGAUAGGAAGAAUGCGACGAAAAACGACGUAAUGAACCUACUUGAGUCGGCCGGUUUCUCGCGAUCCAACCCGUACUAUAUCGUGCCGCAGGGUCGAGUCACGGCUCUUACAAAUAUGAAGGAUUCUGAGCGGCUAAAUCUUCUAAAGGAAGUUGCAGGGACCCAAGUUUACGAGGCACGACGUGCGGAGUCUCUAAAAAUCAUGCACGAGACGAACAGCAAACGGGAGAAAAUUGAUGAGCUAUUAGAUUUCAUUAACGAACGGCUGGCAGAGCUUGAAGAGGAGAAGGACGAAUUGCGGAAUUUCCAAGAGAAGGAUAAAGAGCGAAGGUGCUUGGAAUACACAAUCUACUCUCGCGAGCAGCAAGAAAUUGCUAGCUUUUUAGACAGCCUCGAAGAACAGAGACAAACUGGUGUCGAGGAUACUGACAUUAAUCGCGACCGUUUCAUUCAAGGAGAGAAGGAAAUGGCCCAGGUCGAUGCAGAGAUCGCCGAGUGCAAACAGCAGAUUGAAUUUCUCAAGGUUGAUAAAGCACAGCUGGAAGACGAACGACGCGAGGCGUCUAAGGCACUUGCUCAAGUAGAACUACAAGCUAAGUCGCUGUCGGAUAAUCAGGCUGCUGCCCAAGAGUCAAAAGCACGCCAUGACGAAAGCUUGAAAGCUGUCCAAUCGGCAAUUGAAGAGCGCCAGACAGAACUCAAAGAGCUCGUUCCCCGUUUCAUUUCGGCCAAAGAUGCAGAGGACGCUGCCAGAGCUAAACUUACGGAAGCUGAAACAGCCCGCCAAAGGCUGUAUGCUAAGCAGGGCCGAAAUUCACGCUUCAAGAACAAGUCUGAGCGGGAUAAGUGGCUACAGGCGGAGAUAAAGAAUAACAACGCUUCUAUUUCGAGCGUGCAGUCCGUGUUGUCGCAGACACAGGAAGAUAUCAAUGAUAUCGAGAAUGAUAUUGCUCUCUUGGAGCCGGAAACGGAACGCCUGCGCCAGCAGAUCGAUGGGAGGGGCGAUACUAUUCAAAGCGUGGAACAACAGGUACAAGCGGCCAAGGAUGAAAGAGACAGACUCAUGGACCAGAGGAAGUAUGUUGAUUGGCCUAGAACCUCAUGUGCAACGCUGACUAUCCAUAGGGAACUUUGGCGAGAAGAAGCAAAACUUGACUCGAUUCUGAUUAAUGCCUCAAACGAAGUUGAUCGUGCAGAGCGCAAUUUGUCUCAGAUGAUGGAUCACAACACCAGCCGUGGUAUUGCUGCUGUACGGAGGAUUAAACGGCAGCACAAUUUGGAAGGUGUUUACGGUACACUUGCAGAGCUAUUUGAGGUGAAUGACAGAUACCGCACUGCUGUUGAGGUUACAGCAGGCCAGAGUUUGUUUCACUACGUUGUUGACACAGACGAUACUGCUACCAAAGUCCUCGAGAUCCUUCAGCAUGAAAAGGCAGGAAGAGUUACGUUUAUGCCUCUUAACCGGCUCAGAACCAAGCCGCUCAAUAUGCCAAAAGCCAGCGACACGAUCCCGAUGAUUGAGAAGCUACAAUAUGACCGUGCAUAUGAAAAGGCUUUUCAACAUGUAUUCGGCAAAACAAUCAUCUGUCCCAAUCUUCAGGUUGCUUCGCAGUAUGCUCGAAGCCACGGAGUUAAUGCCACCACCCCAGAGGGGGAUCGCUCUGACAAGAGAGGUGCUCUUACCGGAGGUUUCCACGACUCACGGCAAUCUCGUCUCGACGCGGUGAAGAACCUCGCCAAGUGGAGAGACGAGUAUGAAACUAAGAAGAGCCGCGGAAGUGAAAUCCGCAAAGAGCUCGAGGAGCUAGAUCAGCUCAUUACCAGGGCUGUCGGCGAAUUACAGAAACUGGAACAGCAAAGGCACCAGGUACAAAACAGCAGCGGGCCGUUACGCCAAGAAUUGAGAAGCAAGCGCGACCUUCUACAGAAGCAAAAUGAUAAUCUGGACGCCAAACGGAGAGCUCUUCGGAACAUUGAAGGCAACCUUGCUGCUCUAAAGGAUCAAGUCGACGCAUUCGAAGCUGAACUCUCGUCGCCCUUCCACAAGGCUCUUACCGACGAAGAAGAGGCCCGCCUUGAGUCUUUGAACUCUAAUGUUCAAGAAUACCGUCGAGAAUAUCAAGAGCUUUCCGGAAAACGAAGUGAGCUAGAGACUCGAAAGUCAGUGCUGGAGGUCGAGCUGCGGGAGAACUUGAACCCUCGCCUAGACCAGCUCCUGGCUCAAGACGCAGAUAUAGCUGAUGAAGAUGGCCAAGGGAACAUCAAGGAAACACAGCGCGAGCAGAAGCGCCUGACGAAGGUUUUGGACAAGCUUGCUCAAAGGCUUGCACAGGUAGACGAGUCUAUGGAACAAGCAAACUCACGCGUAACGGAACUUACCCAACGCAAUGCGGAGUCCCGACGGGAGUUGGAGGAGCUUGCUAAGUCCAUCGAGAAGCAUCAACGUCGAAUGGAGAAGAGUAUGCAGAAGAAGGCAGCCUUGACGAAGCAGGCGGCUGAAUGUGCUGCCAAUAUCCGUGACCUUGGGGUCUUGCCGGAUGAAGCAUUCACCAAGUACAAGAAUACAGACUCUAACACGGUUGUUAAGAAGCUGCAUAAGGUGAAUGAGGCACUCAAGAAAUAUGCCCAUGUCAACAAGAAAGCGUUUGAGCAGUACAACAACUUCACCAAGCAGCGAGAGACACUUACCAGUCGAAGGGAGGAACUUGACGCUUCGCAAAAGUCUAUCGAUGACUUGAUCUCUGUGCUGGAUCACCGAAAGGAUGAAGCGAUUGAGAGAACAUUCAAGCAGGUGUCUCGUGAAUUCGCUACUAUCUUUGAGAAACUUGUUCCUGCCGGCCGAGGGCGUUUGAUCAUCCAACGUAAAACAGAUCGUACCCAGCGGGCGGAGGACGAUCUUGAGUCAGAGGAUGAGGAAGCGAAGCAUAGCGUGGAGAACUAUGUCGGAGUUGGAAUCAGCGUCAGUUUCAACAGCAAGCAUGACGACCAGCAGCGCAUCCAACAGCUUAGUGGAGGGCAGAAGAGUCUCUGUGCGCUUGCCUUGGUCUUCGCUAUCCAGGCUUGUGACCCAGCUCCAUUCUAUCUUUUCGACGAAAUCGACGCGAAUCUGGACGCCCAGUACAGAACUGCUGUUGCACAGAUGCUGAAAACCAUUUCCGACUCCACAAACGGACAGUUUAUUUGCACGACCUUCCGACCAGAGAUGCUGCAUGUCGCCGAGAAGUGCUACGGAGUUAGCUUCCGACAAAAGGCUAGUACAAUCGACGUCGUGUCAAGGGAAGAGGCACUCAAAUUUGUCGAGGAGCAGAAGUCAUAAGAUGAUGGUGAUGAUCAGUUCCCUAAGGGGAAGUCACGGGGCUUACCAUGUUUCUAUCAUUUAUGCUCAUUAUCUCUGUACUUUACCAGUUUUCAGGAUUCCCAAUCUAGCACGUCUGAGGCCUUUGAUUUUGUAUCAUGUCUGUCUAGUCUUAGUACUCUUAAGUAUACCAUCAUUCACCCGUCCACUCAUAUAUCAACCGAUCAGGAACAUCUCUAAGAAGAAUAUGAACAUGCUCCAAUCCCCUCACGCUCUGCAAGGCGGUGUAAUUCUUAAACCACAGAACCCGAUCUUGCGGAUCUUUUACUCCAUCCUCCUUUGCCAGCCUGUCUACAAACAUUCGCUGCACGAAAUUCUCAAUCAGCGCAUGGCUCUCCGCCGUAAUGACCCCGUCUGCAUCUUGCACGGGGAUCGGCGUCCGCGACCACACGACCAAAUGCGCGAUCCCCUUAGCUAGCCCGUAGGGCCAGUCGUUGCGGAGAAUCUUGUAGUCUGCGGGGUCGGCAAAGGGGAUCGGGUUGUUGAAGCUGGGCCCUUCCGUCGGCAACUGCCACCCUAGCCGCCGCUGGCAGAUAUAGUUGAUGAUUGUGCCAUAUUUGGCCUUGGUUUCUUUGGACCAGGCCAGAUAUCGGACCAGAUCGGAGGGUUUCCGCUUGAGGAUA